This is a messenger RNA of Blepharisma stoltei, 204 nucleotides long. Lineage: Eukaryota; Ciliophora; Heterotrichea; Heterotrichida; Blepharismidae. The record is from the annotation of a GenBank genome assembly.
AUGUUCCAGUGUCUUUUAUUGAUUAUUGUUCUAUCACAUUUAAUUUUAGCCAAAAUAUGCGCAGAGUACCAAAACUCAAGGCUAACCAAAACGAGCAACUGCAAAUUUUGGGUAUGAGCAGAGAACGGUUAUUCUACGGGUAUCAGGCACCCCAAGAAGAAUUGCCAAAUAUCAGCGAGAUUAAUCAAAUUAGCAAAACAUUAA